Molecule: messenger RNA, 6332 nt
Organism: Odocoileus virginianus texanus
Lineage: Eukaryota; Metazoa; Chordata; Mammalia; Artiodactyla; Cervidae
Source: RefSeq, a predicted model, not a curated record
AUGGUGGACGCGGGCGGCUGCCCGGCCGGGGAGGGCUGGAGGAGGAUGGAGGCCGCGCCCGACGGCGCCGUGGACAUCGUGCCGCUGGACCGCUACGACCCGGCGCGGGCCAAGAUCGCCGCCAACCUGCAGUGGAUCUGCGCCAAGGCCUACGGCCGAGAUGACAUCCCCGAGGACCUCAGGGACCCCUUCUACAUUGACCAGUACGAGCAGGAGCACAUCAAGCCUCCGGUCAUCAAGCUCCUGCUGUCCAGCGAACUGUACUGCCGCGUGUGCAGCCUCAUCCUCAAAGGGGACCAGGUGGCCGCCCUGCAGGGACACCAGUCCGUCAUCCAGGCUCUGUCCCGGAAAGGGAUUUAUGUGAUGGAGAGUGACGACACCCCCGUGACGGAGCCCGACCUCAGCCAUGCGCCCAUCAAGAUGAGCGCCCACAUGGCGAUGGUGGACGCCCUCAUGAUGGCCUACACCGUGGAGAUGAUCAGCAUUGAGAAGGUGGUGGCCAGCGUCAAGCGCUUCUCCACCUUCAGCGCCUCCAAAGAGCUCCCGUACGACCUUGAGGAUGCCAUGGUCUUCUGGGUCAACAAGGUAAAUCUUAAAAUGAGAGAGAUAACAGAGAAAGAAGUUAAGUUAAAGCAGCAGUUAUUGGAAAGUCCGGCUCAUCAGAAGUCUCCCUCCAAGUGGUACUGGAAGUUAGUGCCCGUGCGCUACCGCCGAGAGCACCUGUCCGCACGGCAGCCGCCCCACUUCCCGCUGCUGGAGGACCUGAUGCGGGAUGGCAGCCACGGGGCGGCGCUCCUGGCCGUGGUCCACUACUACUGCCCGGAGCAGAUGAAGCUGGAUGAUAUAUGCUUGAAGGAGGUGACGUCGAUGGCUGACAGUUUGUAUAACAUUCGGCUUCUGAGAGAAUUCUCCAAUGAAUAUCUUAACAAAUGCUUUUAUCUCACCCUAGAAGAUAUGCUGUAUGCUCCUUUAGUGUUGAAGCCAAAUGUUAUGGUUUUUAUUGCCGAGCUCUUCUGGUGGUUUGAGAGCGUCAAGCCAGAGUUUGUGCAGCCCAGGGAUGUUCAGGACCUGAAGGAUGCUAAAUCAGUGUCACACCCCAAAAGCAGCCGGCCCCCAGUUCCCAUCUCCAACGCCACCAAGCGCAGCUUCCUGGGCGGCCCCGCGGCAGCGAGCCCAGCCGACCCGCAGCCCCCCGCCCCGCCGCACCACCUGCAGCUCGGGGAGCCCGAGGCCCUGGGGAAGGGAGCCUCUGCUUUUAGCCCAUCACACCCUUUACUGCCACUGAGACAGAAGCAGCAGAAGACGGUGCAGGGAGAGGACCCCCCAGACCAGCGACACCGAUCCAGCUCCUUAACCCGAGCCGACAGUCAGCCCCGGGGAGCAGCCAUAGCAUGGACAGAGAAAAAGAGCAGGCCUGCGUCUCAGCCGGCGCCCUUCGCCCUCCACCACACUGCGAGCUGUGAGGACCCCGGCGGUGGUGACAGCGUCAGCCUGGCCCGCUCCAUCAGCAAGGACAGCCUGGCCUCCAGCGUCAUUCACCUGACACCACAAAACCAGCCCCAGCCCGCAGCCCUCAGGGCCGACGGGAGGAGCCUCCUGAGCAACGUUGACAUCGAGGACGAAGACGAGGAGCUCCUGGCCAUCGUGAGGACGGACGUGGCUCGCCCGGGCGGUGACCCUGGCCUGACGGCCGGUGCCAGGUCUCCCCAGAGGCUAGCGGACGCCUUUGAAAGUAAGCCCGACAGCUUCUUCCUGGAGCCGUUGAUGCCGGCCGUGCUCAGGCCAGCCAAGGAGAAGCAGGUGGUCACCAAGGAGGACGAAUGUGGAGAGGGGCGGCCCCGGGCCUUCACGUCCAGGAGGUCUGGCGAUGGCCACCAGCCUCUGGGACGAAAGAAGGUGCCCAGUAGUCACGUCGCUCGGGACUUGAACAGGACUUUCACCCCCAUCGCCUGUUCAGAGAUUUCUGCAGGCUUUGACGCCGUGCCCGCUGAGGUGGGGCCCCAGGUGGCGGGGGACUCGCAUGGCGGUCCUCUGGCUGGCAGCGGUUUUGACCCGUCAUCUCAGGGACAGUCCGCCGACGGCUUCUUCCUUCACGUAGGCAGAGCCGACAAGGACGCGGAGGGCAGGCUCUACAUGAGCUGCGCACGGAGCCCCGGCGCCCUCGGCCCAGACACCUGGGCUGUCUUGCGGCAGGACUCUGACUCGGACGUUGCAGACCUGGACGAGGCCGAGCAGGACUUUGCUGGCGAGGACCACCCUGCAGCGAGGGCCGGGUACGGCGGGGAGGAGGAGUCCGCGAAGCUGCAGGAGGACCUGAAGGUGAAGGAGCACGAGGACAAGGAUGACGCCAGUGGCCGCUCCAGCCCAUGCCUGAGCACUGUCUCCCAGAUCAGCAGCGUGUCCAUGGCCAGCGGUAGCGUGAAGAUGACCAGCUUUGCCGAGAGGAAGCUCCAGCGGCUCAACAGCUGUGAGACCAAGUCGAGCACGAGCAGCUCCCAGAAGACCACGCCUGACGCCUCGGAGAGCGGCCCGGCCCCGCUGACCACGUGGAAACAAAAGCGGGAGCAGAGCCCGAGCCGGCCAGGCGGGGACCACGCCAGCCUGCUGGCCUCCGAGCUGGUGCAGCUGCACAUGCAGCUGGAGGAGAAGCGCAGGGCCAUCGAGGCGCAGAAGAAGAAGGUGGAGGCGCUGUCGGCGCGACAGCGGCUGCAGCUGGGCAAGGCGGCGUUCCUGCACGUGGUUAAGAAGGGCCGGGCCGAUGCUGCCCCACAGCCACUGAAAGCGGGGCCCCUCGCGGGGGAGCAUGCCCAGCACAACGGGGAUGACUUCCUCAGCAAGCAGGAAGGCCGGGGAGCACUGUUGGGGUCUCCGGACGUGGACGGCGAGGGCUUGGCCCUCGUCCAGCCACAUAAAACCCGGGACCCAACCGGCCUCACCGAGCUGGAGCGUGGCAAAGCGCUGUCAGCGGUGCUCCUGGAGGACGCUGAGGGCGUGGACGUGGGCGAGUGCGACCUGUCCAUUGAGAAGCUGAACGAGACCAUCAGCACGCUGCAGCAGGCCAUCCUCAGGAUCUCUCAGCAGCAGGAGCAGCUGCUGCUUAAGUCCCCUACCGUGCCCUCACCUGGGCCCCGCAAUGGCUCCCAGGACCCCAAGGCCAAGGCGGCCAUCCACUUUGGGGAGCCGCCCUCUCCGACGGCCCUGACCAGUCACCGCAAGCCCCCUCGCCUCGGACAGGGCCGGAACGCCCGGUCGGGGAGACCGGCUGAGCUGAAGGUGCCGAAGGAGCGGCAGCAGGGUUCCUCCCGGAGCAAGACUCCCACCCCUGGCCUCGAGACCGCCCCACACUUGCGGUCGUUCCCUCCCCGGACACCCCCUGAGCCGGGCUGGGACGGGCUUGGUGAGCCCGGGAGCGAGCCUGCGGAGAAGUGUGUCUUCGACAGCUACCGACUGCACGACGAGAGCAACCAGCGGAUGCUUGCCCUGUCGUCCUCCCGAGACGCCAGCGUCCUUCCCGAGCAGGGGGGCUUCAGGGAGGGGCUGGAAGGCAGCGCGAAGGAGGCGGCGCUCAGCACGCUGACCGCGCCCGGGAAAGAGAACCUGCCGCUGGAUGAGCCCCCGCGCAGCAAGGCCAGCCUCAUCGAGGUGGACCUUUCUGACCUGAAGGCCCCCAACGAGGAUGGGGAGACGGAAGGCCGGGACUGCUCCGUGGACCUCGGCAGCGAGGGGGACCAGAAGCCGGGGGUCGGCUUCUUCUUCAAGGACGAGCAGAAGGCGGACGACGAGCUCGCCAAGAAGCGGGCGGCCUUCCUCCUGAAGCAGCAGCGCAAGGCCGAGGAGGCCCGCGUGCGGAGGCAGCAGCUGGAGGCAGAGGUCGAGCUCAAGAGAGACGAGGCGCGGCGUAAAGCGGAGGAAGACCGAAUCCGCAAGGAGGAGGAGAAGGCGCGGCGGGAGCUGAUCAAGCAGGAGUACCUGCGGCGGAAGCAGCAGCAGAUCCUGGAGGAGCAGGGCCUGGGCAAGCCCAAGGCCAGGCCCAGGAAGCCGCGGCCCAAGUCCGUCCACCGGGAGGAGCCGGGCAGCGACCCAGGUCCUAAGAGCGCCUCCCCCCCAGCUGAUAACCUGAGCCGGGCCCAGUCGGGCUCCAGCCUGUCCUUGGCCUCCGCAGCGACCACAGAGCCUGAGAGUGUGCAUUCGGGGGGCACGCCUUCACAGCGCAGAGUCGAGUCCCUGGAAGCCUUGCCCAUGCUGAGCCGCAACCCCAGCCGGAGCACCGACAGAGACUGGGAGACAGCGUCGGCCGCGUCCUCACUCGCCUCCGUGGCUGAGUACACAGGUCCCAAGCUGUUUAAGGAGCCCAGCAGCAAAUCCAACAAGCCAAUCAUUCACAACGCUAUAUCCCAUUGCUGUCUAGCAGGAAAAGUGAACGAACCUCACAAAAAUUCAAUAUUGGAGGAGCUGGAGAAGUGUGAUGCCAACCACUACAUCAUUCUGUUCCGGGAUGCCGGCUGCCAGUUCCGGGCUCUCUACUGCUACUACCCCGACACCGAGGAGAUCUGCAAACUGACGGGCACCGGCCCCAAGAGCAUCGCCAAGAAGAUGGUUGACAAGCUGUACAAGUACAGCUCGGACCGGAAGCAGUUCAGCCUCAUCCCGGCCAAGACCAUGUCGGUCAGCGUGGACGCGCUCACCAUCCACAACCACCUGUGGCAGCCCAAGCGGCCCUCGGCGCCAAAGAAGACACAGACUCGCAAAUGACCCCGGCACGGCGGAGUCUGCGGACGUGCCGGCUGGGUCGAUAUUUAUUACUUUUUUCCUUUUGGGUACGAACUGUGCAGAAUCACAGACCUUUUUCAAAGAGGCUUCUAGACGACAAGAGAAAACCCCUUCCUGAGCUCCUGGCACCGGGACGGCGGGUAGAGCCCGGGGCAGACCGGCCCUAUCAGUCCCAGCGGUCGCCCUGGUCCCCGCUGCACGGAGGCUUCCGGCCAGGGCGUGUCCCAGAGCUGCCGGCAGCGGGGUCCUUUUACUUGAAGUUCUUCUUCAGUGUAAAUUAAAGUGAUCUUUGCUUCCUCGCCUCCCACCUCACCCCUUUUUGCACAUGACCUGACCCCCCACUCUUGCUGGCUGGCUGUGAUCUCACGGGAUUACAGGACUGAGACUUGGUCUCGGGUCAGGGUGUUUGAAUGUCUGUAGGAAAGGAGUUCAUGGUGGGGAGUUGUUUUCAUUGAGAAAUUGUAUAAUAUUUAUUGAUUGUGUCUACUGCCAACGUUUAUAUCCAAUUCUAAGAUUUCUGAAAGAAAAAAAGAAAUUCUUGUUUCUUGCUGCUCAGAAAAAGUUUACUGAAAAUAGCAGUUCACUAAAAGCACUGAAAUCUGCAGUCUGUCUUCUGCUAGAAUAACGUUUACAAGUGCGGAGGGUUCUCCCGCCACGCAGUCACGAGGGACGCACACGGUACUCUGUUGGCGUCUGCCGGCUGGAGGCAGGUGAGCCGAGCCAACAGCUCUCGCCCGGUACGUUGGGGGUAGCGUGCUCAUGAUUGUUCACUUUAAUAAAGACAGAUUUUUUGCUAAAGUAGAAUAUUUUUUACUCUGAGCAUGUUUCUCUUAAAAAGGUGAUGAUGCACUUAAGCUGACAGUUCUUUCUAGUGUUUUUAUCACGUCCUCACUCGUCCCGUCCCGAUCCUGGCUUCUGGGCCCUCCGGAGAGCUUGCGGUUCUCCAUGUAGACGGAGCGUUUGGUCACGUCGCCCACUCAAACACAAAGUGGUCAUUGGCAGCUGUCCGGGAACCACAAGUCUGCGGGACGCUCCAGUCUUCCCCCCGCCCCACCCCGGCGGUGGGCCUGGGGGUCCUGCCAGCCCCCGGUGCUUCUCGGGACCAGACCUUCCAGCCUGGCCUGCACACGCGCCGCCUGUGCGACUGACCCGCUGACCUGACCGCCGGGACAUUCUGGAGUCACUUACUUAGUUUUGCACAUAUUUUUUUUUUCUUGGGAGUGUUACUUGAAUCUAUCUCAAAACUGCAGAAAGGAAAAAAAAACACUAAAGCUCGACAGAGAGAAAAAGUUAAGACACGUAAACUGGUAAUUUCCGAUAAAGAGGGGAGUGACCGCGUCCACGAGGACGGAGGGGACGCGCGGCCUCGGCCUGCCCGGCUGGGUCGUCUGUAAAUAGGUAGGCCUGUGCGGCUUCUCCAGUGCUGAGUGAACUUCCUGUUACAUGCUGUUCACACGUGUGCUUUAUUUCUCACUGUAUGUUUGAUAAUUAUAUUAUUAUAUUUAUUUUAAGAAAGCACUAAAAUGUAAUAAAGUAAUUAACUAAUUUGCUUUUUAUGACCA